AUGAAAAUUUUGACUUUGAUUGCUAUUUUUUUGGUACUUAGCUGCUAUGCAAGACAAGACUCUAUAGAAUAAUUACUUAAAAAAAUAAAAAAUACCAAUCAUGGCGAAGAGGAGAUGAUAAAAAUGAUUAAUGUUGUCGAGAAGCUUAAUUUUUAGAAUAACAAAUUUACAAAGAAGGAAUAAGAUGGUAAUUAAUAAUUUUCAUUUAGAUGAUUCUACCUCGAAAUCAUUAUAACUUUCAUAAAUAAAUAAAUAAUUAUAUAAUUAUCCAAAUUCAACUUAUAAUUAUACAUAGUAGUCUUAUAACUAAACCCUAAAUGAUACAAAUAGCACAAUUACAAAUUCUAGCUAUCCAUCAUAGUAUAAUUAUUCAUAUCCAUAAUAUAAUACAAGUGCAAAUUAUUAUACAACAACUAAUACAAGUUAUCCAUUGAAUUCAACAAAUUAUACUAACUAUACAAAUUCUAGUUAUCCAUCAUAAUAUAAUUAUUCAUAUCCAUAAUAUAAUACAAGUGCAAAUUAUUAUACAACAACUAAUACAAGUUAUCCAUUGAAUUCAACAAAUUAUACUAACUAUACAAAUUCUAGUUAUCCAUCAUAAUAUAAUUAUUCAUAUCCAUAAUAUAAUACAAGUGCAAAUUAUUAUACAACAACUAAUACAAGUUAUCCAUUGAAUUCAACAAAUUAUACUAACUAUACAAAUUCUAGUUAUCCAUCAUAAUAUAAUUAUUCAUAUCCAUAAUAUAAUACAAGUGCAAAUUAUUAUACAACAACUAAUACAAGUUAUCCAUUGAAUUCAACAAAUUAUACUAACUAUACAAAUUCUAGUUAUCCAUCAUAAUAUAAUUAUUCAUAUCCAUAAUAUAAUACAAGUGCAAAUUAUUAUACAACAACUAAUACAAGUUAUCCAUUGAAUUCAACAAAUUAUACUAACUAUACAAAUUCUAGUUAUCCAUCAUAAUAUAAUUAUUCAUAUCCAUAAUAUAAUACAAGUGCAAAUUAUUAUACAACAACUAAUACAAGUUAUCCAUUGAAUUCAACAAAUUAUACUAACUAUACAAAUUCUAGUUAUCCAUCAUAAUAUAAUUAUUCAUAUCCAUAAUAUAAUACAAGUGCAAAUUAUUAUACAACAACUAAUACAAGUUAUCCAUUGAAUUCAACAAAUUAUACUAACUAUACAAAUUCUAGUUAUCCAUCAUAAUAUAAUUAUUCAUAUCCAUAAUAUAAUACAAGUGCAAAUUAUUAUACAACAACUAAUACAAGUUAUCCAUUGAAUUCAACAAAUUAUACUAACUAUACAAAUUCUAGUUAUCCAUCAUAAUAUAAUUAUUCAUAUCCAUAAUAUAAUACAAGUGCAAAUUAUUAUACAACAACUAAUACAAGUUAUCCAUUGAAUUCAACAAAUUAUACUAACUAUACAAAUUCUAGUUAUCCAUCAUAAUAUAAUUAUUCAUAUCCAUAAUAUAAUACAAGUGCAAAUUAUUAUACAACAACUAAUACAAGUUAUCCAUUGAAUUCAACAAAUUAUACUAACUAUACAAAUUCUAGUUAUCCAUCAUAAUAUAAUUAUUCAUAUCCAUAAUAUAAUACAAGUGCAAAUUAUUAUACAACAACUAAUACAAGUUAUCCAUUGAAUUCAACAAAUUAUACUAACUAUACAAAUUCUAGUUAUCCAUCAUAAUAUAAUUAUUCAUAUCCAUAAUAUAAUACAAGUGCAAAUUAUUAUACAACAACUAAUACAAGUUAUCCAUUGAAUUCAACAAAUUAUACUAACUAUACAAAUUCUAGUUAUCCAUCAUAAUAUAAUUAUUCAUAUCCAUAAUAUAAUACAAGUGCAAAUUAUUAUACAACAACUAAUACAAGUUAUCCAUUGAAUUCAACAAAUUAUACUAACUAUACAAAUUCUAGUUAUCCAUCAUAGUAUAAUUAUUCAUAUCCAUAAUAUAAUACAAGUGCAAAUUAUUACUCAUAAAAUAAUAUCAAUAAUUCUAAUCUUUCAUCAGCAGCCUAAUAGAGACUUGAAAAAUCCAAAAUAAGCUUAAAAUUAAGAAAUCAAAACAUUUCAUCUAACUUAACUAAUUAAACUUAGAGUGUCAAUCCAAUUGUAAACAAUGCAUCAAGUUCUUCAACACAAUCAUCAUUACCUUAAGUUGGUCCAACUUAACAAUUGAAUUAAUUAAGAGGAUCUAAGAAAUAAGCAUCAGGAACAUGGAAUUAAUUAGAUGAAAGCUAGUUUAGUAGUUCUAAUGCUCUUGUGAUUGAAGAAUCUAUUAAAGCAGUGAAUAUUAAGUUUAAUCCUGAGAACGAUGGAUUUAAAUUUGAUUCGAUCAUUAGUGUUCAUGAAUAAAUAGUAGCUGGAUUCAAUUAUAAUAUUAAAUUAAGAUAUUUGAAUCAAAUAUCAGAAUAAUAAAUUUAUGAAGUAAUCAUUUAUACAAUGUAAAAAUUUUUAUUAAUAUUAAUAGUCCUUGGGCAAAUAAACCAAAUCAAAUAACAAGCUGUAUUAGAUUUGAUCAAACCCAAGAAUGAAUUAAAUGAUUCAAUCAUUAAAUAAUAAAUAAUAU
Molecule: messenger RNA, 2561 nt
Organism: Paramecium sonneborni
Lineage: Eukaryota; Ciliophora; Oligohymenophorea; Peniculida; Parameciidae
Source: the annotation of a GenBank genome assembly